Messenger RNA from Capronia coronata CBS 617.96, 5262 nucleotides. RefSeq lists its product as uncharacterized. The transcript is spliced from 2 exons. Gene Ontology annotation, biological process: protein localization to kinetochore; mitotic spindle assembly checkpoint signaling; mitotic sister chromatid biorientation. NCBI's taxonomy places the organism in Eukaryota, Fungi, Ascomycota, Eurotiomycetes, Chaetothyriales, Herpotrichiellaceae. The coding region runs from base 1 to 5262 and encodes 1753 amino acids. The record is from RefSeq and is a predicted model, not a curated record.
AUGGCUGAUUCCGCUACUGAUCGCAAGGCUCCCAGGCCAAAGGCGCGCCAGUCAAUUGCGCAUGUGCCGUCGUCCAAAAUCUCGGCCUUGAAAGACAACAUCACGACAGAUAUUGCUGCGCUACAAGCACAGAACAAUGUCGCGCAAGUGAUGAAAAAGAAGUCGCGUGGCAAGAGUCUUGGGCCAGGUGGCCUUGAGGCGUUGACAGAGUCUACGGGAAACACUACAAAGACCACAGCUCCUUUCCAGAUCAAGUCAAUCCUCAAACCUACAGUACCUCUUACACCGCCUAAAGCAAUUCCCACGUUCGACGAAUUGCGCAAGCGAAGCACAGGGAAGGGUCGAUCACCGAGCAGAAAUGGCGGCGAAGACCUCCUCAUUGAUUUCUCGACACCAGGACCUAGCACGCAAGAUGCAGUUGAAACCUCACUCACUGGCGAGGACAAGAUCGCGGAUCCUUUCAGUCCAAUUAGGCGACGCAUGCCUAGUAGAUCGGACGCUGGAAGUGCGGAUAAUCUCGAGCGACAGCAGGAGGAGGAGCUCAAACGACAGGCUGAAAAACAAGCAAUAUUAGAGCGCAGAGCUGCAAGACGGAAAUCGCUGGCAAACAGGAGAGUUUCUUUUGCCCCGGAGGCAACUUUGCAUACGUGGAGUGUUAUGGAGCUCGCAGAAGACUCUACCACAAGUUCUGCGACCAAUUCUACGAGAAGACAAUCGUCAAUGACAGCAGCUCAGUCCCCGGUCGCCUCAGCGCUGUCCCCAGAGACCGCAGCGGCGCCUUCGACCCCCAUCGAAGAACCAGAACACCAAAUAGCCGCGGAAUCGCCGGCGCAUCAGCGGGAUCUUCACCAAAAGAAGCGUCGGAGAAGAAGUUCGGGUCUUUCCGAGCCACUGUUGGACGCUUCGCAAGACGAAGUGUUCUCUUCCAGCCCCUCAGGAGACGUUAUUGCAAACAGCAGUCCGCUCCGUGUUGAGGAAGGUAUUGAGUCUUCUGAUGAGUCCGACACCGAUGGUGACACUGCCAUGAGCUUGGAUGAUGGCACUGCCCAAACCAUCGCCUCUGAAGACUCCGGGUCGAGCACACAUUCGAGCCUGGAGGAUCGUCUUCGGCAAGCUGCUAGUCAGGCUGGCACGCGCGGGAUUGACUACGAUGAACAAAGCGAUGAUCUGUCCAUGGAGCUGGCAACAGGAACAGUCACCAACGCAUUCCAGCCCUGGGCUCGGAAACGCACUGCAGACCCGGAAGGCAGCGCCGUGUUUGAUCAGGAAAAUGUCAACCCAUUCGAAGUUCCGCGCCAGGCUACCACUCUGCAGCAACCAAUAUAUCCAGAUAUCCAAGAGGACGAAGACCAGACGGAAGGAAUGACUAUGGAUGUUACGAUGGCUGUCGGGCGCAUUGUAUCGAGACAAUCUCCAAGCAAGAAAGGUGGAAAGUCACCAAUGUCUCGUCGGAGAAGCAGUGUCCGCCGCCGCCGUUCAUCUGCGGGCGAGUCAACAUGCGACGAACCCAUGGAAUUCACCAUGGUGCAAGGUGGCAUCAUCGAUGUUGAGGCUGACCGAACGACUGGCAAUACGACGAAUGUCAGAGCUGAUGAAGACAUAACUAUGGAAUUCACCACUGCUGUGGGAGGAGUUUUGGGCAAUUCAGCACGCAGAGAAUCUGGGUUGUCCGAGCAGACCGACGAGAAUGAAAGCAUGGAUAUGACAACUGCUGUGGGAGGUAUCCUGGCACCUAUCGAAGAGCAGACUGAGCCACAGACUGAUGUAGAGGACGAGCAAACAAUGGCUAUGGAGAUGACUCGGGCGGUUGGUACCAUUCUCGAUCAAACUCCGGCUGGAGCAAAGAGAGCGACCAGAAAAUCUGGGGGGGUUGCUAUAGUUGAGAACACCGUAUCGAUGACGCCAAAAGGACAGCCAGCUCAACAAACAACUCCAAAGUCAACGCCAAAGUCGCAUCAACAUAUGACUUCUGUGGCGUCAGAAACAGGUAGCCCUAGCCUUGCUCUGAAACCCCGAUUGUCAGGCAGGGCCCAGCGAAGUGCAACGAGGUCUUCGACCACGCCACAAUCAAAACCUCAGCGCAGCACACCGGUCAAGUCUACAGACAGAACUCAGCACGGCACGCCAUCAAAGCAGAUCACACCCCUCCCCGCCCGUGCAGAACCACCCAACAAGACGCCACUCUCGGCCAAUGUGACACACCGAACGGCGUCGCCUAAAAAGCUGUUCAAAGCUGAAAUCAAGGCUAGAAGUUCACCUGGCUCUGUCAAGCGAGAAGCAAAUCUCAAAGCAAAUACUUUGUUUUCGAGAGACUCGGAGACUGGCCAACAGACCCCUAGUGUCGUUCUGCAGGCCCCGAAGAUCCAGAUGAUGCGACGAAGAUCGAGCGGCAUCGGCCUUGACAAGGAGGGGAUCGGGUCUCCUCGGGUGUCUGAGAUACUCGACCGUCGUGCCAGCAUUGGCGAAAGUGUACCACAGUUCAAGCUUGGUAAUACUGAGCCGAGACGCUUACGACUGGAAGAUCCGAAGGUUCUUGGACAUGAAGUGGAGGCUGAACGAGUUGAAGAACAUCGGCGUGAAAGUGGUCGUUUCAUCAUGGAGCAGGAGGCUGAUCAGCAGCAGGAAGAGACAGCCACAUUGCAACUGAAGGGUAUGAUCGAUGCCAUGUCGCCCAAGAAGCCAAAGACCAGCAAACUCAAAGGCAGAAAGAGCCUUGCGGUUGGCGCUGCUAAGGGGCUUCUGGGCAAGAGGCCCGCAGAGCUCGAUCUGGACGAUGAGGAUGAAGCUGACUCAACUCCGAAACGCUUGAAAAUGGUCUCCCGAGAAGGCAGCCCGGUCAAGAAGGUUCACCUGCCAAAGCCGCCGAGUAAAGACGAGACUACAGGCAGACUGAAGUUUCUCCAUGAUGUGGCAAGCACUGAGGGCAUAACUCCGACACUUGCAAAUGCCUCACCCAAACGAAAAAGUGUCGCACCGAGCCCAUCUUCUGUCGGCCGCUACCGUGAUGUUGAAAUCCAUGACGAUGCACGACCGACCUCAUUCGAAGACAAGAUGGACAACGUCGUUGGUGCCAUCGAUGUUUCGACGGCUCAGAUGGAAUAUGGAGAUGAUGACAGCGAACAGGAUAAGAUCUCGCUGCAAGAGUUCUUGAAUAUGACAAAUAUUCACUUCAUCGAACUCUCGACGACCAAGAGAAGACAUACAAUGGCGCAGUCAAUGCCAUCAACAGAACCUCAAGACGGUGGUGACCACAAUAGUACCGAAGCGACGUUUGUUGCUGCCGCCACAACAUUACCUCUACUGGAAUUAUAUCAACAUGCCACGAGAGAAUUAAAGUCCUACAUCUCUACCGGUCGAAAGAUCAUUCGAACCAUUGAGGCCGAAACGUUGGCUGAACAACCACCACUCUUUCGUGAAUAUUUGGAUGCUCGACCAGAUGUGAAGUUGGUGAUGGACAACCAAUUCCGCAAUGGAAAAGCCAAUGCUCGCCUUCAAAGCAAAGAAGGAUGGUACCAAUGGCGAGCCCAGCUUGUGGAAGGUCUUAGAGCUGGUCUCGAGGGUAUCAAUCAAGGAAUGAGCACCGACUUGGCUCUUUUAGACCAGCAGCGGACGACCUUGGAUGGAGUGAUACCACAAUUGCUGCACGAGCAAUCGGAACUUGAAAGACAGAAGUUGUCCUUACAACAGAGGCUCGAAGAACUGAACAGUGUUGACCAAGAGGCCUUGAACGACUGUCGCCAUCAAUUGCGGGCUGCUAAUGACUACGGCCUCAAGAGAUCUGCUUUGCUGGAGAGUUUGCGGGAGCAAAUGAAGGGGAAGGAUGAGGCUGUCGCUGCGGCCAAGGAAAUGAAGGUCGAGAUGCUAGAGCAGAUCGCAGAGGCAGACCGCGUGAGAGAAGAGCACAAGGGAUGGCCCGCCGCUGACGUCCUGGCGUUCAAGUCGAAGGUCGAGACUAUUGAAAAGCAGACGGGCUGGCGGAUGCUCGCGGUAGAGGAGGACGCGGAUGAACCCAGCGACUGCGGUCCUGCUCUCACCAUCGUGUACAAGGAUGACCUCCGAUUGUUUUUCCACCCACAAGCUUUUCAGUGCAACACUGCCAAAGCUCCUCGACGGAGAUCAGGGAGGAAGUCGGCAUCAGUCUCUGGUCCGACAGCGCCUAUCAGUUUGACAUUUGCGCCCACAGAUGAAGACGAUCUCGAAGAACGACCACCACAGUUAUCUACUGAGAAGCGCUUCUUCCUGCAGAUGAUCAGAAGUCAACUGCAUGUCUUCGCAAUGAUGCCCAAAGGCUCCGUCGCAUCCAAAACACUUCUGUCGACUGUCUCUCAGGGUUGGGAUGUUGCAUGCAAAGUGUCUGAAGAGAUACGUCUGCUCAAUCUGGUUGGCAUUACCACGGCGUCGAUCCUAAGCGAUGAGAAAUUGUCUAUCAAGGUGGUGCUGGUUCUACCGGAUCAAGGCGGGCGCGUGGACAUUGACUUCACCGUCACAGCGACGAUUCUCAAUGAUGGUGCGAUGGUAGCUUCCACGAAUGUGACUGCCAAUGCUGUCUACGGAUCAGUAUCGGACAUUCUGAGCGGUGCCAAGUGUCGGAAAGUCCAGCACGCUCUUGGGAAGGAAGUCGAGAGUCGGACCUUAGGUGAGGGUGCAUGUGUCAGCGCCGUUCAAGGCUUUCGGGCGUGGUUCCAGCAACAGCGACAACAAAUGCAGAUGCAGACCGAGAGGUCGAAAGAGGAGAGGGCCGUCCAGAGCAAGGAAGAGGUCAAAGCUACUACUCAAGCCCCAGCUUCUGUUUCUGUUCCUGCAGUGGCAAUUGGCGACGGUGUCGUCGUGUCAAGAUAUGCUCCAACUUCAGCUUUAGGACCAGUCACGACUUCUUCGUCAGCCCCGAAGCGGUCACCGCUCGCCCCCAAGCGCAGUAAUCUGGUACAGAAGAAAGCUCUGCCCAUUCCCAAGCAGCGUCUUGAGAAGUUUACCAUGCAGACGUCGUCACAUCAGCAACACCAACAGCAAGGCGUUUCAGCCGCGGCAGCUGACAAGGAAAACUUCAACCCGGCCCUCCCGAUCUUGGCGGCGGGGAAAAUGCACGACUCGGAGGAACUGGUCAAGACGAGGCUCGACUGGGCCGAUAAAGACGCACAGAUGCAGAUGCCGAUGCAUACGCCAAUGCAGGUUCCCAAAGCGGCCAUCCCACCAGAGAUGCAGGAGGUCAUGAUGCAUACUCCGAUCAAGCGUGUUGGGGCCUUGAGAAGAAGUCCGAUCUGA